Messenger RNA from Siniperca chuatsi (mandarin fish), 5499 nucleotides. RefSeq names its product protein phosphatase 6, regulatory subunit 3 (gene ppp6r3). The record is from RefSeq and is a predicted model, not a curated record. The coding region runs from base 401 to 3187 and encodes 928 amino acids. Gene Ontology annotation, cellular component: nucleus; cytosol. The transcript is spliced from 26 exons. Gene Ontology annotation, molecular function: protein phosphatase binding; protein phosphatase regulator activity. NCBI's taxonomy places the organism in Eukaryota, Metazoa, Chordata, Actinopteri, Centrarchiformes, Sinipercidae.
CGCUGUAGCUGUAGUGGGGGAAGGGGUUGCUGAAGUUGACGGAACCGCCAUCUUGAAAAGUGCCCUCCGAUGAUCUACCUUUUCGCGCCUGUCGGAAUCAGUUUUAAACACUUUAUUUUCCUUACCGAAAUUUCGUGUUAUCUGUGUUUGUUUUGUUAAGGCCCGGGGCUAAUGGCAAGAUAAGCUACAUGCUGGAGAGUCGCCGUUUACCGUUGUCUAUCGGUGUGUGCUGUUGAACUGCUGUAUGUGUGCUGUUUGUCAGUCUGUCCAUCACCACUGUCUGCCUGCCUGUCUGUUCGUCCGGCUAGCUGGGAAUGGGCCACAACUCCCAAAGACUAGAACAAACCUCUUUAUAACCUGAGCUCCGCCAUCUAGACUCCAACAUACUCACAGAGCCAUCAUGUUUUGGAAAUUUGACCUCCACACCACAUCCCACAUUGACACGCUGUUAGAAAAGGAGGAUGUGACGCUGACCGAGGUGAUGGAUGAGGACGACGUCCUGCAGGAGUGCAAGGCCCAGAACCACAAACUGGUUGACUUCCUGCUGAGACCACAGUGCAUGGAGGACCUGGUCACCUUCAUCACCCAAGAACCCAGUACUGAUGUUGAGGAGAAGAUUAAAUACAAGUAUCCCAACAUAUCAUGUGAGCUGCUUACAUCAGAUGUCAGCCAGAUCAAUGACAGACUGGGAGAAGAUGAAAAACUGCUCAUAAAACUGUAUGGCUUCCUUCAGAAUGAGCCACCUCUCAACCCGCUCCUGGCCAGCUUCUUCUCCAAAGUCCUGUCCAUUCUUAUCGGACGCAAGCCUGAACAGAUAGUGGAUUUUCUGCGGAAGCGGGAGGACUUUGUAGACUUGAUGAUCAAACACAUCGGGACAUCUGCUAUCAUGGACCUGCUGCUCAGAAUGCUCACCUGCAUUGAACCACAACAGCUACGACAGGACGUUCUCAAUUGGCUGAAUGAGGAGAAGGUGAUUCAGAGACUGGUGGACAUGGUACAACCUUCUCAAGAUGAGGAUAGACACUCCAAUGCCUCCCAGUCGCUGUGUGAGAUCAUCAGACUGAGCAGAGACCAGAUGUUCCAGGUCCAGGGCUGCUCAGAGCCCGACCCACUUCUGGCCACACUUGAAAAACAGGAGACGGUGGAGCAGCUGCUGUCUAAUAUCUUCGACAAGGAGAAGAAUGAAUCUGCAAUUGUCAGUGUUAUCCAGAUCCUCCUCACAUUGUUUGAGACAAGGAGACCAGCGUUUGAGGGUCAUAUGGAGUGCCCCCCUGGGAUGUCCCACCCAUCAUUCUCAGUCAACCACAGCAUUCUGGAGGCUGUGAGACCCCGACUCAAAGACUUUCACCAGCUGCUACUGGAACCCCCUAAGAGGAAUGUGAUGAAGACAACGUGGGGGGUUCUGGACCCUCCUGUGGGCAACACCAGACUCAAUGUGGUCAGACUGGUGGCCAGUCUGUUGCAGAGCAACACACACAGCAUAAACACAGAACUCAUUAAUCUCAACAUACUGGGAGUCAUACUAGAUAUGUAUUUCAAAUACAUCUGGAACAACUUCCUCCACAUUCAGGUGGAGAUCUGCACAGCCAUGAUUCUGGCUAUGCCCCCCGCCCCUAAUGACACCCAGCCAGACACAGAGCAAGAACAUGCAAGGGAGAGCAUUCUCAUCAAAAAUCUGUUUCAAAAGUGCCAGUUUAUACAGAGAAUCGUAGACGCUUGGAGCUCCAAUGAGAAAGAACAGGCGGAAGGUGGUCGGCGACGAGGCUACAUGGGUCACCUCACCAGAAUAGCCAACUCUAUAGUUCAUAACUGUGACAAAGGCCCUAAUGGACCACAGAUACAACAGCUCAUCUCUGAGCUCCCAGCAGAGGACCGAGAGAAAUGGGAGGCAUUUAUUUCUGGGCAGCUGGCUGACACAAACAAGAGAAACACUGUUGACCUGGUGAAUACACACCACAUCCAUUCUUCCAGUGAUGAUGAGGUGGACUUUAAAGACAGUGGCUUUCACCAGGACUCCUCUCUACAACAAGCCUUUUCUGAUUAUCAGAUGCAACAAAUGACGUCCAAUUUUAUUGAGCAGUUCGGCUUCAAUGACGAAGAGUUUGCUGAUCAGGACGAUGUUGUGGAUAUUCCAUUUGAUAGAAUAUCAGACAUCAAUUUUUCACUGAAUACAAAUGAAAGUGCGAAUAUAGCUUUGUUUGAGGCACGCUGUAAGGAGAAAAUCCAGCAGUUUGAAGAUGCUGGUUCAGAUGAGGAGGAUAUCUGGGAUGAAAAAGAUGUAACCUUCGCACCAGAGGCACAGAGACGCCCCAGGAGCUCAGGCAGCACAGACAGUGAGGAAAGCACAGACUCGGAGGAGGAGGAUGUGAAAAGAGAUUCAUUUGAAACUUCCAACCCCAGCACCGAUGACCGAAUGGAAGUCGAUACAGGGCCAGUGUGGACGGCCAACUUUGAUGACAUCCCCAUGGACACAGGUACAUCGACAGCUCCGGCCUCCAGCCCCAACAACCCUGCUGCCUCCUCUCCUUUGUCCUCAUCAUCUUCCACAGAAGUCCUCCCUGAGGCAGCAUGGAGCUCCUCUUCAGCUGCCACCUCCAACUCUGAAACAGGCUGGGCUGAUUUCUCCAACUUCACUCCUGUCAGCCCCAAACACCCUCUGAGGUGCAACUCUCCUGUUGCUAUGGAAACCAGCAUAGAGACAAUGGACCCUCUGGGGGUCAAUGCACGCAUGCAGCGUGAAGACUGUGAUGGCUGGUUGGGCACCAGUGUGGCUUCUCUCUCCUCCACCUCACCUAUGGAUCGUGGGAGAUCUAAAGCGGAGGAGGAAACGGCCUGUUGUGAGCAGCGCAGCAUCACAGAGACAGUCAUCAAUGGCUCCAUGAAAGAAACGGUCAGCCUCACUGUUGACGCCAAGACUGAGACUGCCGUCUUCAGGAGAGUGUUGAAAUCUUAUCGUGAUGAAGAGAAGAGUGCUUCUUCAGAGAAAUACUCAGUAGUGGAGUGUGUGGAUUCGGAGAGAACAGGCUUCAACAGCUCAGCGUUAGCCUGCUGUCCCAAAACAGGCAGUGAGAAGUGUCGGUCCACUGUGGAGCUUCCCAAUGGUCCCCUAGAGGAAAUGUCCUCCAUAGAGGAGGCCAAACUGGACCAGAGUGCCUCCUCAGAGCCAGCUGUAAAUGGGCCGGCAUGAGGGUUGCCAGUGCCAGCCAAUGGCCAGCCUGUUCUGCCAUGCAGGGCUCUCCUCCUGGCCAGCCAGGGGUGGCCACUGCUCAGAGUUGUACCAAUCACACGCCCCCACCAGGACCAGCAAUACUCCCAUCGGCUUAUCACUGACAGACAGACGGACAGGUGUACAGACACAUGAUGAACUGAGAAGCAAAAUGAGAGACAUACUCAAAUGGAUACAAAAUAAUUUUUUUCUGCAUUUGUUUAUAUACUAUUGUUCUUAUGAGGCAAUGUGCGACUGAUAUCUUACCACUCAAAAUUAAAUGGUAAUGUUGCUAUAGUUAAAAAAAUGAUUGUAUGAAUAAAAUAUUUUAUAAAAAGAAAAAUGUAUACAGAAACAUAAGAUGAAUUACCACAGAAACAGGAAUAGCUGAUUGGUGACCCAACCAACCACUAAGCUGUUGUUACUGGCUGGAUCUGUCUGACACUUAAUACAACAGUUACUAUAUUUAAAAUUCUCACCCACCAUUGGUCUGUGUCUCUGAGCAAAGCUGCUCCUAUGAAUUGAAACACAUUUUAAAAACAACACUUAGGUUUUAUUUUGCUGCAGGUAUUUGUGAAUGUUUUUCUCUUGUAUUCUUCUGCAUCAAGUAAGAUUUGAUGAGAUUUUUUUGGUAAAGUUUUUCCUUUUUAUUUUUUUUAUUAUGGAAGUAAGAUGAUGGGUAUGUUUUGUUACUAAAGAGCCAUACCAACACACCCUCUCCCCUUCUAGCAGGCUGCAUUCAUGUUAACUGGGUUCCUACCUCGCAGCUAGAAGGCUUUACAGGAGAGAUACAGUAUGUUGUCACCACAUCCUACACUGGGAGUAGUAGAUGCAUUCUGAGCUUGUGUUUUUCAUACCAAGGAAACUUAUUCGGAACCACAGUCCUCUUCUUUGGCCCAAAACAGCUUUUUUUUUUUUUUAAUAUAUAUAUCUGAAGUGCUUUUUAUACCAGUGGUUCUCAACUUGGGGGGUCUUUAGAUCACAUUUAAAAAAUUUAAUUGCAGUGUGCAGAACACUGAUUUUAACUAGUAUUUUAGAGAAAUUAGUAGGGGAGUGAAAGGGCUGUUAAAGACAAACUAAAUGCAGGAACAUGAAAUUAAAUUUUAAGAAAUACAUUUAACAAAUGAGUUACCCUCUGCAAGAUUAGCCAGUGUCCAGCCAGGUGUGAUUCAAUCACUUUAUGAUAAGAGAGCUAGUUAAAAUUGUAAAUUUGGACAGUCAUGAUAUCAGCUGCUGACCAAGUUCCAACCACAUGUUUUUAUUCUUAGACUGUGUUCAAACUGACAACAGCACUGUGUAAAACACAAAUCGGCACCUUUCUUUUCGGUGGUGUUGGCAAAUCAGGGGUGCUGACACAGAGGGCUCAGGCAAAAAAAAAAAGGCAAAGAAGUUGAAUGUGGUUCAACGAUUGCUUUAAAGCAUUGGGACAUCAGACAACACACUGUUGGCCAAUCAAAUCAGUGCAUCGAGGGCUUCCUGGCUUCUUUCCUGCAUUGUAUUUUAUCUUCUCAGCAGUAACCAAAGUAACAGAUCCCCACCAGACCCUUGUGGUUUGCAGUGAUGUUUAAUCCAGGAAGUCCAGUUUGAGUAAAGCAUCUGAGUUUGAAGCGUUUUUUGUGCUAUUGUCAGUCUGACCCCACCCUUGUUCCACCUCCAUUUUUUUCUUUGAAUCACCACCUCUACUUGAAAAUCUGCCUUCAUGAGGCAUUGGAUUGACUUUUAAAACCUGCUAUGGUUGUGUUCAUACUUAUUGUAGUAGCCUCUGUAUAUAUGGCCUUUUAGCUUUGGUUUAGUCUUCACCAAGUCUGGCUCUUGAGCAGCUAGAUGCUUAACCUUCUUUUCUUAACCUUAUAAAUAAAGGACCAACUGUUGCGAUGGACCAAUUGUUAGUCUACUGAGAAAAAAAUGCAAAAAUGAAGAUCAGCUAAUCUUGAUUGGCAGCAGAUGUGUUGCCGCAUUACUGCUUAAUAUCCGUCCACAUUAUGUUAACGUUUGGCACUGAGCCCUAAAUAGACCAGUUACCAAUGCAUCUACCUGUAGCAGAGAUUUUAAUUAUUUAUAUGUUGCUUCUGCAGCCUUCCUUCGCACUUCUUUCCCUUCCUUUCCCCUCACCAAAUGUGACAAAUUUUUUUUUUUUUUUUUCCCCUGUCUUGGCAACCCAUGAUUCACUGGUUGGGAUUUGGUUCAAAUGUACCAGCACUGGAAAGGGAAGAAACUAUUUACAGAUGAUAGUACAACUCAACUCCACUUUGUUUUGUCAGAUUAACUGAUUAAAUUUCAUCUUAAUUUCUGAA